Oncorhynchus mykiss (rainbow trout) is the source of this 4031-nucleotide messenger RNA. NCBI's taxonomy places the organism in Eukaryota, Metazoa, Chordata, Actinopteri, Salmoniformes, Salmonidae. The record is from RefSeq and is a predicted model, not a curated record.
UUUAUGAUUUUGUUGGGUGACAACACUAAAUAUCUGGCUACCCGGAGGAUUGUCCGUCCAUCCGAAUAGAAUCAUUUCCGGUAUAAAGGAUUUUCUUUGUUUUAAAAAAACUCCAUCAUGUCGGGGGGCAAAGUGCCUAUACAAAUCACGUAUUUGCUCAAUAAUAACCGUUGUGUUUGCAUGGUUCUGUGUUAAUUUACUAACAACCAGAAAUGGUUUUAUGAAGGUGGGGAGGUUUAUUUUGUCCGCAACAAAGGGGGAGGAAUAUUGUCGACGCACAGCGUCUCCGGCUGCAUGCCCAGAGACCUGAGCUGGCAGACUACACAACAAGAGUCUACUUUUGCCGUAAUGGGGGAGAAACCGUUGAAGAUCCUCGCAUGUGGUGAUGUAGAAGGAAGCAUCAAUGCUGUGUUUAACCGCGUCCGGACCAUCCAGAAGAAGAGCGGGCAGUUUGAUCUGCUGCUGUGUGUAGGAAACUUCUUCGGUUCGUCUCCAGGAGCUCAGGCUGAAUGGCAGGAGUACAAAUCUGGAGCAAAGAAAGCUCCCAUCCACACCUACAUCCUGGGAGCAGCCAGCCAGGAAACCCUCCGCUUCUUCCCCAGUGCUGACGGCUGUGAGCUGGCAGACAACAUCACCUACCUGGGUCGUCGUGGCGUUUUCACUGGGGCGUCAGGCCUGCAGAUAGCAUAUGUGAGUGGUCGUGAGGGGCAGCAGGAUCCGACUCCAGCUCACUGCUUCUCUCCUAAAGACCUCACUCAGCUGGUGGAGCCACUGAUUAGCAACAACCAGUUCAGAGGAGUGGACAUCCUGCUGACAUCACAGUGGCCCCGCGGAGUCUGGCAGUACGCCAACAGCCCCGAAGUCAACACUAAGUUCUGUGGAACGACCUCUAUCUCCCACCUGGCUUACAAGCUGAAGCCUCGCUACCACUUUGCUGCGGUAGAAGGAGUUCACUAUGAGAGACUACCUUACAGGAAUCAUGUUGUUCUUCAGGAGAAUACUCAGCACGUCAGCAGAUUUAUCGCCCUGGCAACCGUCAACAACCCAGAGAAGAGAAAGUACCUGUAUGCCUUCAACAUUAUCCCGAUGAAAAGCAUGGAGGCAUCAGAACUGGUCAAGCAGCCUCAGGAUGUCACUGAGAGCCCUUACAGCAGGAUGGUUAGAGAGAACACUCUCUCUGACCUUACUGUCCAGGAGCCGGCAUCUCAGUUCUUCUUUGACCUGGGGAAGAAGCAGCGUGGAGGGGGGCGUGGCCAGGGGGGGCGUGGUAGGAAGAGGCCCUCAGACGGAGACGGGCAGAAUCAAGGACAGCCGUGGGAUUCAGACCGGCAGAGUCAGAGACUGCCCUUUGAGCUAGACAGGCCUAAACAACCCCGCAGGCCCCCUCAGCCCAGCAGUCCCUGUUGGUUCUGUCUGGCCAGCCCUCAGGUAGAGAAACACCUGGUCAUCAGCAUUGGUACACAUUGCUACCUGGCCCUUGCUAAGGGCAGUCUAACCCCUCAGCAUGUGUUGGUACUGCCCAUCGGUCACUACCAGUCAGUAGUGGAACUGAGCUCUGAGGUGGUUAAAGAACUGGACCGAUACAAGAUGGCUGUCAGGACCUUCUAUAAGAGCAAAGGACAGCGCUGUGUUCUGUUUGAGAGGAACUACCACAGCCAACACCUACAGAUCCAGGUAGUACCAGUACCGGAGGAUAAGUGUACCACUGAAGAUAUUAAAGAAGCCUUCCUGCUGCAGGCGCAGGAACAGAACAUGGAGCUGAUGGAGAUACCCCAACACACUGACCUCCAACAGAUUGCUCCUCCAGGGACACCGUACUUCUACGUAGAGCUGGACUCUGGAGAGAAGCUCUUCUACCGCAUUCAGAAAAACUUCCCUCUGCAGUUUGGCAGGGAGGUGUUGGCCAGCGAGGCGUUGCUGAACAUCCCGGAGAGGGCCGACUGGAGAGAGUGUAAACAGACCCCAGAGGAGGAGGAGGGUCUGAGCAAACAGCUACGAGACGACUUCCAACCAUACGACUUUGCACUGGAAGACUGAACACCGACACACACUGUACCGUACAGGAGGGGUGUAAUGGUACACGUUUUCAUACUGAACCGUUGGGUACGGGGACUUCUGGAUUAACAACACCAGUCCUAUAGUCUGUGCUGUGUUGUAGGCCUAUGUCUGCAGUAAAUCUGAGCUGAACAUUUCAGUCUAUUCCGUUGAAACAACUAGAGCCUAUGUGCACGUUGUAAUCAAAAUGUAAAUCUUAAUUGGCGCAUUUCAAAAACCGUCCUUUUGUGAGGCGCAGCCGGGAACUAGUUCUGUACGAUGGUGAUUGGUGGGGUCAAACCAUAACCGGAGGAUCCUCCGUCGUUCAAAUCUCCAGUUUGGGAACAUUUUGUCAUGAACGUAGAUUAUAACGCUGAUGGACAGAGUUGUGGGUAAAGCGUUAACAGUAUGUCUCCACGCAGAAGGAGAAUAGCUGCUGUAGCACCUCCAACAUGUUGACACCCACAUCACCCCAGUAUAGUGUAGCAUGACGGAGCACCUCCAACAUGUUGACACCCACAUCACCCCAGUAUAGUGUAGCAUGACGGAGCACCUCCAACAUGUUGACACCCACAUCACCCCAGUAUAGUGUAGCAUGACGGAGCACCUCCAACAUGUUGACACCCACAUCACCCCAGUAUAGUGUAGCAUGACGGAGCACCUCCAACAUGUUGACACCCACAUCACCCCAGUAUAGUGUAGCAUGACGGAGCACCUCCAACAUGUUGACACCCACAUCACCCCAGUAUAGUGUAGCAUGACGGAGCACCUCCAACAUGUUGACACCCACAUCACCCCAGUAUAGUGUAGCAUGACGGAGCACCUCCAACAUGUUGACACCCACAUCACCCCAGUAUAGUGUAGCAUGACGGAGCACCUCCAACAUGUUGACACCCACAUCACCCCAGUAUAGUGUAGCAUGACGGAGCACCUCCAACAUGUUGACACCCACAUCACCCCAGUAUAGUGUAGCAUGACGGAGCACCUCCAACAUGUUGACACCCACAUCACCCCAGUAUAGUGUAGCAUGACGGAAACACAAAGAAUUCACACCACCUCCCGUCUGCAUUCAGCUGUUUCUGACCGGGCCAAAGUUCAGAGCGAUAGGUAGGCAAUGUUUAUGUUUUUUACAGUCUUGGGUUUAUUGCGUGGAUAUGUGUCCGUUCUCAGGGGUUGAGAAUAGGGCCUUUCAGCACCUCGUCAAAUUGCUCCACACCCACGUUACCAACUUCCCUCAUUUCAUAAAACGGGUAGUACCCACGUUAUAUAAGCAAGCCAAAGUUUUAAAUGAAUUGGCCAAUGUAUCCUGUGUUGUGCUUGGUGACAUCCUGUCACAUGACCCCGGAGUAGGCGAUGUCCCAUGCUACAGACACGCCCCCUUUACCAAAGUGCUGGAGGCAGUGUCGUGGUGCGUUUGGAACCAACUGGGAAGUUGCCACAUACGACUGGGUUAAAUCUACUUCAAUGUCCCUCCAACUGGUAAUUACUAGUGGGAAAACUAUCAUUGUGAGCUCCCACUUCUCCCACAUGCUGACCUCACCUACUAAAGGACAUUUUCAGGCAGUUAAAUGCAACAAAACAUUAUUUAAAAAUAGCAGUGGUUUUUGAACUAUAAUUUGUUUAAAAGCAUGAUAGCUGUACUUUUAGGAGGACGCAGCUUGUUGGCCGUUAGCCAAUCGACGAUUCUCAACAAGUUCAAAUCACAUGAAUGGUCCCACUGGUAUUUAUGACGACACAACUGGUAAAUGCCCUCAUGGUUACAAACUCAGCAUCAGGGUGGGAACUUGAGAGGCCUGACAUAAGUGUCAAUGCUGAACAUUGUGAAGGGCGUUUAAUUUGGAGGCGCAGGGUGCAGUUGAGAUCUUCCCUUAUUAAUGCACUUCCUGCCUUCUCUGUUUUUACUUCAAUCCAAUCGUCUGAAAAAGUAGUUUUCACAAUGUGGAGAUAAAUCAGUGUCAUCAUUUUGUACAAGGUCCCUGAUUAAAAGCUUUUUUCUA